Miscanthus lutarioriparius is the source of this 1230-nucleotide messenger RNA. The record is from the annotation of a GenBank genome assembly. NCBI's taxonomy places the organism in Eukaryota, Viridiplantae, Streptophyta, Magnoliopsida, Poales, Poaceae.
AUGGUGAAGUCGAAGAAGAUCGUUACCACCAAUCCCACCAAGAAGGGAGGCAAGAAGCAGGCAGAUAAGACGCCCCUAGGGUUAAUCCCCGUUGGGAGCAAGAAAAUCGUACAAGAAUUUGAAGCCAUUCGCCCUCACAUCGCACAAAUUGUUGUACUGCGCCGGUGGGGCUUGUCCGGAGAAGGCGUAGCAGCUAGCUGGGUAGGUCGUCGGAUCCAGCCGCUGCAACAAAGAAUCAACUACUGGUUCGAGUACUCUAGACCAGAGGACCCGGCCCGCAUAACCAAGGAACAAAUGUCUGACGCCGAGUUGCUAGACCGGCUUCAGCAUAUGUUUGCUCAGCUGAUAGUAUUACCCACCCCUCAGGACGAGUACCAUGCCAAGCGUCCUCCUCCAGAUCAUCUUGGGAGGAAUUUCAUGGAUCUCCUGCCACUACCACCACCACCACCGACUGGAGGUGCAGGCCCCAGUGCCCAUAGCAGCGCCGUGCCAUUGCCUAACAGGGGGGAGGAAGAGUGGGAUGACUCUGAGGCCACCCUGACUGAUUACCUGCUCCGUUGGAGGCAGACUACUGAAGGCGGAGCGAAGCGAGCAUGUAGUCCGAGUGUGGACUCAGAGGGCACCACAACUCUACAGAGGAGACCGCGAGUGGCGGCUCGCAAACAGAGGGAGAGUCUGAACAAAGAGCGUCUUGCUCAACAACAUGGAAACCCGGAGCCGACACCGAGUAACCCUACUGCCGAGGCCACCCCGAAUGUUGAGAAUCAGAGUAGCACUGUUGCUAUUGGGGUACUGGCUACCCGGACAGAGCAAGCGAGUAGCACUCAGCAGCCCAUGGAGUCGUAUGCUCCUCACCUAGCUCAAGCCAGGGAAGUGUGGAGCAUGGCUACCGAAAAGGCUGCUGAGUUUGACUCCAUCUUCAAGGCCAUGAAGACUACUCAAGAAGUUAUUACUCGGGCCAAAGCUUUCAACGAGAAGCUGCAAGCCCUGCGCAUGGUGGUGACCCCAGUGCUACAAUUCUUUAAUGAAGAUGGAGAUGAAGCCCAAACGAUGGUGGAGCUUGUUGGGAGGGUUCCAGACCGAGCCAACGCAUAUGCCAAGUCGUUAGCGAAAGAUGGGAUUCUUCGCGCGCUCGCUGCCAUCCAGUUGGCCGUUCCCAGAAUAGACUUUGGCACCCCUCGGGGAGUUCCGGGUCUCAGAAUAUUCCAUAGAGGUGCUCGCCAAAGCUGA